Messenger RNA from Otolemur garnettii (small-eared galago), 2199 nucleotides. It is a transcript of the gene HDHD2, whose product is annotated as haloacid dehalogenase like hydrolase domain containing 2. The record is from RefSeq and is a predicted model, not a curated record. Bases 258 to 917 code for a protein of 219 amino acids. Gene Ontology annotation, molecular function: phosphatase activity. Gene Ontology annotation, biological process: dephosphorylation. Lineage: Eukaryota; Metazoa; Chordata; Mammalia; Primates; Galagidae. The transcript is spliced from 7 exons.
CGUCCUUCUGGCAGCUGUAGGGCGCUCUAGGCCGGCUGCGGGGACCGGUGAGGCUUUUUGACUUUCCUGAGGACGGCGUGCGGAACGGGGGGCAUAAAGGAUGGCAGCGCGCCGUGCAUUAAAGGCUGUUUUGGUGGAUCUCAAUGGCACACUUCACAUUGAGGAUGCAGCUGUGCCAGGCUCACAGGAAGCUCUUAAAAGGCAAGCUAUCCUCCAGGUUCCGCUGACAAAUAUGUUUGUUGCGCAGUACUUCUGUCAUGGUUAGGUUUGUGACCAACACGACUAAGGAGAGCAAGCAAGACCUGUUGGAAAGGUUGAAAAAACUGGAGUUUGAUAUCUCUGAAGAUGAAAUAUUCACAUCUCUGACUGCAGCCAGAAGUUUAGUAGAACAGAAGCAGGUCAGACCCAUGCUGCUCGUUGAUGAUCGGGCGCUGCCUGAUUUCAAAGGAAUAGAAACAAGUGAUCCUAAUGCUGUGGUCAUAGGAUUGGCUCCAGAACAUUUUCAUUAUCAAACUCUGAAUCAAGCAUUCCGGUUACUUCUGGAUGGGGCACCUCUGAUAGCAAUCCACAAAGCCAGGUAUUACAAGAGGAAAGAUGGCUUGGCCCUGGGGCCUGGGCCAUUUGUGACUGCUUUAGAGUAUGCCACAGACACCAAGGCCACAGUAGUGGGAAAGCCAGAGAAGACGUUCUUUUUGGAAGCAUUGCGGGGUACUGGCUGUGAACCUGAGGAGGCCGUCAUGAUAGGAGAUGAUUGCAGGGAUGAUGUUGGUGGGGCUCAGAAUGCCGGCAUGCGGGGCAUCUUAGUAAAAACUGGGAAAUAUCGAGCAGCAGAUGAAGAAAAGAUUAAUCCAGCUCCUUACUUAACUUGUGAGAGCUUUCCUCAUGCCGUGGACCACAUUCUGCAGCAUCUACUGUGAACCAUUACGUGCAUCUGAAGAACCUGAAAGGCAGCUUUUAGUGUCUGGGAUGAAUCCCUUCCCAGCUCAGUGCCAGCACCGACAGACACGCACCACUCAGUGCUGAUGGUGGUGUAACCCCCUUUUAUUGUGCAUUAAUUAGAAAGAAAGGUAUUGAAUUGCAGCCAGCCAGCAAGCCUCACUAAUCCCUUUUGUUUUAUUUUGUAACAAAAGAUGAGACCCAAAGAAAGGGAAAGCUGAGAUUUUUGUGCCAUUUCUUUUAAAAUAUUCAUCAGGUUGGGCAGGCCUGGGAGGGAGCAGCUACUGCAGAGGAAAUGUUCUCUGCUAUCUCCUCACUGGACGACAGGGAGGGGAAAUUCAGACUGUAAAUAAAAUUGAAUGGUGGUUUUUAAAUUAUAAAGUAAUCCAUUAAAAGGUGCAUUAGGCUGUAGUUUUAAUAUUCAGUUCAACUGUGAAAUCCAUCAGAAGUGCUGAGCAGAGUCUGAGACAUAAGCAGCAAAGUGAAUUGUCCUGUAGCCCAAGUGAUACAGUGAAUUUGCUUUACCAGAUGUUGAAAACUAGAUUUUCUACUGUAUUCCCAGCACGGGUGACUUCUUUUUCUCUUCAUUAGCCAGAGAUGACUAAUUUAAAUUUAGAACCAGAUUUUAAUUUAAAAUAAUAUUUCCAUUAAUAACCUAUUCAUUGCAGAUACCUAUUAUACUGUGUAACAGUUGUUUGGGAAAUUUUAUGUAAAAUUAAAACUAUCAGUAUUUUACAGAUGUUUUAAUUAGACAUUGUUAUUAACAGGAACAGUGCAGAAACUAAAAUCAAGCCUUUAAUGUCUUACAGACCAUGCAUUUUUGAAGUUAGUGUCCACCAGGGUCCUAUUAACUGUACAUUUGCAAGAUUUCAUUAUUUUUGCCUCUGACACUAUGGGAAAAAUCUUUUAGACACUUUUGGGACAGAUUCAAGCUUUUAUGUACUUGGUUACUACAGCUGUAAAAUGAAAUCUCGUCUUGUAGCAUGGAUUAUUCUUCUUAUGUUAAACCCACCAAAAUGAAGAGGACUAAAUAGGUAAUGAUUUUCCUAGUGCAUUUGCAUAGUGUGAUAAUCCUGGGCCUCCGCAGUUGUUUUACGGGGCUCCUGGGCAUUGAAUUAUUAGAAUGUAAUUGUACAUCAUUGUAGUGUUCACCUUAUUGAAACUCACACUGAUGUUAAUGAGCUUCGGGUUUUGAUGCUUGUUUAGAGAUCAGCUUGGUCUUAGAUGGAAGGAAGGGGAGCUGAAUAAAUGAUAGUCUGCUGA